Malaclemys terrapin pileata is the source of this 1795-nucleotide messenger RNA. Its product is annotated as alcohol dehydrogenase 1A-like. Lineage: Eukaryota; Metazoa; Chordata; Testudines; Emydidae. Gene Ontology annotation, molecular function: all-trans-retinol dehydrogenase (NAD+) activity; zinc ion binding. Gene Ontology annotation, cellular component: cytosol. The record is from RefSeq and is a predicted model, not a curated record. The transcript is spliced from 10 exons. Bases 226 to 1356 code for a protein of 376 amino acids. Gene Ontology annotation, biological process: retinoic acid metabolic process; retinol metabolic process.
GAAGAAGAAAAAUAUGGUGAGGGGGAAUCAAAAGAGAAAUAGACAGAAAUUCACAGGAAGUAAACAACAAGACAAGAAAGAGACGAUGGGAGCUGGGGACACGGGUUACUCAUGACAAGGGGAACACCCACGAAAACAGCAGGACAGAUUAUCAGCAAGAGAAAUCAGAGCAAGCAAGAAACCAGAGUUAGCAAGCUGUGAAAGAGACAGAGACAAAAAGACAGCAUGAGCACUUCAGGCAAAGUCAUUAAAUGCAAAGCCGCUGUUGCCUGGGAGCCUAAGAAACCAUUUUCCAUUGAGGAGGUGGAAGUUGCCCCCCCAAAGGCACAUGAAGUUCGCAUUAAGAUUUUGGCCACAGGGAUCUGUCGCUCAGAUGACCAUGUUAUGAGUGGUGCAUUAACUGUACCUUUUCCAAUAAUUCUUGGCCACGAAGCAGCUGGUAUUGUAGAGAGCGUUGGAGAAGGGGUGACUUGUGUGAAACCAGGAGACAAAGUCAUCCCGCUCUUUGUUCCACAGUGUGGAGAGUGUAGCUCUUGCAUAAGCCCCAAGGGCAAUCUCUGCACUACAAAUGACCUUGGUGCAGUUCGCGGAUUAAUGAGGGAUGGCACCACUAGGUUUACCUGCAAAGGAAAACAGAUUCAUCAAUUUGUUAGUACAAGCACCUUCACUGAAUAUACAGUGGUGCACGAGACAGCAGUUGUCAAAAUUGAUGCAGUUGCUCCUCCGGAGAAAGUGUGUCUGAUCGGCUGUGGAUUUUCCACCGGUUAUGGGGCUGCCCUCAAUACUGCCAAGGUGGAACGUGGUUCUACCUGUGCUGUCUUCGGUCUGGGAGGAGUUGGCCUCUCCGUUGUCAUGGGCUGUAAAGCCGCUGGUGCUUCCCGGAUCAUUGGGGUUGACAUCAACAAAGACAAAUUUGCCAAGGCUAAAGAGUUAGGAGCCACCGAGUGCGUCAACCCUCAGGACUUCACAAAGCCCAUUGAAGAUGUGUUGAGGGAGCUGACUGGUGGUAAUGGUGUGGACUAUUCCUUUGAAGUCAUUGGACGCACUGAUACCAUGACAGCUGCCCUGGCAUCCUGCCACAUGAAUUACGGAAUGAGCGUGAUUGUAGGAGUACCUCCAUCAGCGUCACAGAUCACCUACAAUGCGAUGCUGCUCUUCACUGGACGCACCUGGAAGGGGUCUAUUUUUGGAGGCUGGAAGAGCAAAGAUUCUGUCCCUAAACUAGUUGCAGACUACAUGGGGAAAAAAUUCAACCUGGAUGCAUUAAUAACCCACACUUUGCCUUUCGAUAAAAUCAACGAAGGAUUUGAACUACUGCGGGCAGGGAAGAGUAUCCGCACUGUCCUGGUGUUUUAGGAUCGGCAUAGGGGGUUAUCAACAGCAUUAUCGUGAAAUCAUAAAACAAAGUGUGGAAAGUCUUGGAUGAUUCUUUGCUACUACUAGCUGAGUAAAAUGGACUAAAUGAAAGCUGGAGUCAUCUGGACAGAUUUUGAUUAAUAAGGAAGAAUCUUUCUAUGCACAAAAUUUGAAAUACAAACCGUUGUUUGGAGGUCUUUUAAAUAGAGAGAGCCUUCUUUUUUUUAUAAUUGUUGUACUACCUGAUUUUAUAUGAGGAGAGAGAGAGUUUAUCCAUCUUGAAAUAAUUUGAUUUUUCCGGAGUGUCCCCCCUGGGGUGGUGUAGUAAUUUUUGUUGUCAGUUACAUAAAACACUCUGAUAACUUGUACAUAGGUCCAGAGCUUUGGAAAUUAAUUAAAAUGUGCAUUAUUACAAUAAAUGAUCACAUUAAAACUCUCA